Oncorhynchus keta (chum salmon) is the source of this 812-nucleotide messenger RNA. Its product is annotated as voltage-gated potassium channel subunit beta-1-like. The transcript has 4 exons. Lineage: Eukaryota; Metazoa; Chordata; Actinopteri; Salmoniformes; Salmonidae. Gene Ontology annotation, molecular function: potassium channel regulator activity; transmembrane transporter binding. The record is from RefSeq and is a predicted model, not a curated record. Gene Ontology annotation, cellular component: juxtaparanode region of axon; extrinsic component of cytoplasmic side of plasma membrane; voltage-gated potassium channel complex. Bases 495 to 812 code for a protein of 105 amino acids. Gene Ontology annotation, biological process: negative regulation of delayed rectifier potassium channel activity.
CCCAUCACUCUCCUCCCUCACCCUCUCCUCCCUCUCUCUCUCUGUGGUUAAACUAGACUUGAUGACCAAUCCUGACCAGAUUCUACUCCCAUCGCAACCCUCUGGAAUCUCUCUCAGCGUUCUGACUCUGGCUAUUGACGUUCAGAUAUUCUCUCCAGGAGAAGACAGGAAGGAAUUAGAAGAAGGGGGAAGUUUGUGUUUUUCUGGACAACUAACGAGUCUCUGCCAUCUCUUUUCUGUAAGGACUGACCUUUCCUUUCAGAAGGAAGGACCUACGACAUCCAGAAGACAUUUUCAGAACAGCACUUUAACACGGAAAGAAGGAGGACAUUUUAACACCAACAAAGCAUUUCAACAAAAGAUCAAGACAUUUUUGAAGAUUCUCACGGACCGUCUCUGUUAAAUUCUUUGCAACUCUCUGUUCAUUCACUUCUGUUGGACUCUCUGUCCUGUACAUUUCUCUGAGAGUGUCAGUCGGUCCAUCCAGCCCAGCAAUGCAGGUGUCUAUAGCAUGUACGGACCCCCACAUGAAACGUGGAAAUGGGGACCACAAGAAUACCUCCAGCCCGGGCAAUGCAGCCCGGGCCAAGUUCAGAACUGUGGCCAUCAUAGCACGCAGCUUUGGGGCGUUCGCACCCCGACACCACAUCUCCCUCAAAGAGUCCACGGGGAAACUGACUGGCAUGAAAUACAGGAACCUGGGGAAAUCAGGACUUAGAGUGUCGUGUUUGGGACUGGGUACCUGGGUAACGUUUGGUGGUCAGAUUACAGAUGAGGCCCUCUUUGCUCAGGUCUGGGGGGCACUGAGGUAA